UUCAUGCCUUGACCAACUCUCUCUAUUCUAUUCUAUUCCAGGCUUUAUCCAUUCCUUCACUUUCUUUGCUACCCCAUGUGCUAAAAAGCAAAUUCUCCUUUACUUACCCUUCCUUUCUGUUCCUUUCCAAUUCUCAAAUACAUUUUGGCUUUUAGUUUAGUUGUAUCAGCAUAGAAUUAACAAGUAAAGCAAAUCUCACUUUUUCUCUCUAUCUUUCCUCUUCUGGUAUUCCAUUCUAAAGAAAUAUAUAGACUCAGAUGAAAAAUGAAGAGUUUUGGAGCUGAUCUUGAAGAAUAUUAGCUAUGAUCUUUUCCAGCAUAUGAGUUGAUAAAGAUCAGAUUUCAGGAAACAAGCUCAGAUAAUUUUCUGCUGCUGCCAUGAAGGAGUUUCCUUCUUGUUUUGGAGAAAAUGGUGUUCAGGUAGUAGAUUCCUCCUAUUCAAGCACCACAAGGGGAGCUCAAAAUGCUGUUACUUGUGUAUAUCAGUGUAAGUUAGGAGGCCGUUCAUGCUUGAUCACUGUCUCUUGGACCAAAAAUUUGAUGGGACAAGGCUUGAGUGUGGGAAUAGAUGAGUUGGGCAAUCAUUGCCUCUGCAAGGUUGACAUAAAGCCGUGGCUGUUCUCAAAAAGGAAAGGGUCAAAGAAUUUGGAGGUUGAGUCUAAUAAAAUUGAUAUACUUUGGGACUUGAGCUGUGCUAAAUUUGGCUCCGGGCCAGAACCGUUGGAGGGUUUUUACUUAGUUGUUGUGUUCAAUCAAGAGAUGGUCUUACUCCUAGGGGAUCUGACAAAGGAGGCAUGCAAGAAGAUUGACAGUGACUAUGCUUGUGCUCACUCUGAAGCCGUUUUUAUUGCAAAGAGAGAGCACAUUUUUGGCAAGAAGUUUUAUGGUGCAAAGGCUCAGUUUUAUGACAAAGGCCAGGUGCAUGAUGUGAGAAUUGAGUGUGACACACUAGGGCUUAAUGAUCCAUGUCUUGUGAUUAGAAUUGAUAGGAAGACAGUGAUGCAGGUGAAGCAACUCAAGUGGAAGUUUAGGGGCAAUCACACCAUCGUGGUGGAUGGAAUAUCCGUGGAAGUGUUUUGGGAUGUACAUAAUUGGCUCUUUGGAAAUGCUAUGGGAAAUGCAGUUUUUAUGUUCCAAACUUGCAUUUCAACUGAGAAGCUGUGGUCAAGCCAAUCUGUUUCUGAUCCUUCUGUUCCCACAUGGGCUUAUUCUCAGCAGUUCAGGGAUUCCCAGUUGCAAGGUCUUGGAUUCUCUCUCAUUUUGUAUGCUUGGAAAAAUGAGUAGUCGGUAUAGGACUUAUAAUUAUAUCUUAUUCUUGAGUGCUAAACUGGUAUUGCCAGCCACACAGUUUUCUACAAUCUUGUUAUCAGAUUACUUGAAACUCAUAAACUAAUCUCUUUCUUUGUUUUAUUAUUUUCUGUUUCGUUUAAUUAGUUAUUUGGUUUCUAUGUCUUACAAAUUUUCUAUCUUUACGCUUUAAUCCCUAUAGGUGUAUUUUUUAUUCUGAUUUAGUCCCUACAUAUACACUUCUUAAUCUAUUUUAGUCCCUAGAUAAAAGCAUAUUAAAAAGUGUUGUGUAGGGAUUAAAAUGAGUAACUUCUAUGUAUUGGGACUAAAACCCAAAGAUUAUGUAAGCUUAAGAAUCAAACAUGUCAUUAAAUC
Glycine soja is the source of this 1661-nucleotide messenger RNA. RefSeq lists its product as uncharacterized. Bases 378 to 1283 code for a protein of 301 amino acids. The transcript has a single exon. The record is from RefSeq and is a predicted model, not a curated record. Lineage: Eukaryota; Viridiplantae; Streptophyta; Magnoliopsida; Fabales; Fabaceae.